GGCGUCUCCAUCUGCUCCAAGACAAGAAGCAUGGCCGGAAGCAAGCGUAGAAAAGGGGUUCCAAGAUUGUCAGUGGUGCUUACGUAAACCAUCAAAAAAUACCAGCCCCCCACGACCUAGGCCGUCAACUGAAUCGUGUCACGAACUCCAUUUCGAGUCCGUCGUGUCACGCAACAUCAUUGUCCCGCAGCCCGCGUUGCAAGCUUCAACAAUGUCAAGCAAGAACGAUGACAUCGAUAGCAUACUUGCUGCCGUGCCUCAUCUAAGUCGUGGCCCUGGUGGUGUCGUCGCCGUCGUCAAAGAUGGCAAGCUACUUGGACAGCGCGCUUGGGGCUAUGCCGACUUGGACCGUCGCAUACCAAUGACAAGCAAAACGCAGUUUCCCAUUUGUUCAAUCUCCAAGCAGAUGGUGUGCUUGGUCAUGGUGUCGUUGCUGAAGCGACCAUCUCCUGUCAUGACCGGGCGCAGUCGUGAUGCUGCAGAGCAGUUUGAAGAUGAGCUGCAAAGACUGCUACCGAACCUCGCGUGCGAUGGCGAUAGUGGUGUUACUGUACUUGAUCUGUGCAAUAUGCAGUCAGGUAUUCGUGAUUAUUGGGCAUUAACCACCCUCUGGGGCGCUCGUCCUGAUGGUCAAUUUUCCUUGCUACACGACGCACCAAAAUCCCUGGACCGAAUCAAGAGCUAUCAUUUCGGUCCUGGUACCGAAUACAGUUACUCCAACGUCAACUUCCACGUACUUGGACGCAUCCUGGAGAAUGUAUCCGGCAUGUCACUUGCCCAGUUGCUUGCUGAGAGACUGUUCAUACCUGCAGGUAUGACUACUGCUAGUCUCUGUCCCAAUACGAAUGGUCUUCCUCUUCCAAUCGUUGGCUACGAAGGCAACGAGAAGGUCGGAUACUUCGCUGCAAGCAACAGAAUCGAGUGGGCUGGCGAUGCUGGAAUUGCUGCCUCGCUUGAGGACAUGAUCGCUUACGAGAUGUAUCUAGACCGGAGUCUCUCGGAUCCUGAGAGCUUGUAUGCGCAGACAUCGGUCCAGCAAAAGUACAGGGACGGCUCACUCGCAGCAUAUGGCUACGGUCUUGCUCGACUCAAGGUCGCAGGCAAGUCAGCCAUAGCUCAUGGUGGCGCGCUUCGUGGUUUCCGUCACAUGAGAAUGCAGCUUCCUGAAGAGCGUCUUUCCUUCGUCAUCAUGCAUAAUUUUGAGACAGCGCCGGGGGCUCCCGCCGAGUAUGUCGUCAAGAAAGUUCUCGACAUCAGUGUACCUGAGAAGCAGAUAAUCAACGUCUCUACAGCGUGGGAGGGUAAGUACCUCGACGAAGAGACUCAGCUGUAUAUCGCAAUCGAAGACGGCGACCGAGAGAAGCCUGGAACCAUUUCUGUCAACUAUGGACCAGGCAAUGCAGGAGAGACUGCCAGGUUGGUAUCUGAAUUGGAAGCGGAGUCUGAUGGUAUGCAUCUCACACUCGAGGGUGAAAUUCUCCAUGUCAAGAGGACAUCCGACCACAGGGUCUUGAAGGCUGCGCGUCUCGAGCCUGUCGACAGAGAAGAUCUUGGACAAUCCUCCAGCCAAGACAUAGUUGGAAGAUACAGAAGCGAUGACUGUGACAGCGUCUUCACCGUGACUGGAGAGCGCGGUGCUCUUUAUGGCUCCUUCGAUGGCUUCCUCGGACAAGGCCCGAUCUGGUUGAUGCGACAAAUUGGUAAGCAAGGAGUGUGGGCGUUGGGAAAUCCAAGGGGGUUGGACGCAACACCUCCAGGAGACUGGACAGUCGUGUUCAAGGAUGGAAAAGACGAUGGAAUCAAGGGUUGUACUGUUGGCUGUUGGUUGGCUCGCAAUGUCAAAUUCGUCAAGGAGAAGUAAAGAAAAGCUUCUUACAUAGUGUAUCACCAACAGCCCGGCGUGUGAUCGAGAUCACUGUAGUGAGCGUCAAGUUGCAAUAUGCACUGUAUAUUGUAAAUAUACGACAUCGUUGCGCUUCUUUCGGGAGACGACUCCUUUGAUCAAAACGCAUGUGUUGAAUAAGACGUAAUCGAGGGGGCUUGUGGUCUCACUUGGAUUCUGGGGUCACCACCUGCGUCCAAAGCUACGGCCCGUGACUGGAAUAGACUCUCGACUACGCGCCACAUUCUCAGUAUACGCAAUUUUACUGUCGCCAAAGCAACUGGAUGUUGAAAGCACAUCGAUUAUCGGGACAGGGUCAUCAGCGCAGGAUUAGAUAAGAUGCUGUUAUUGCGCUGACUGCACCAAGCCGCAAAAGUAGACCAAAAGUCUGGUAACGAAUUGUCGCGCAAUUCGUCUACUGUGCAAUUGAUAUACGUUG
Molecule: messenger RNA, 2321 nt
Organism: Aureobasidium subglaciale EXF-2481
Lineage: Eukaryota; Fungi; Ascomycota; Dothideomycetes; Dothideales; Saccotheciaceae
Exons: 2
Coding region: 212-1861 (549 amino acids)
Molecular function (GO): aminopeptidase activity
Source: RefSeq, a predicted model, not a curated record